ACGCACAGGGAGAGGAGUGGGACUGGGAGCAGCUGUGGCAAAUGUUCCAACAGUCCAAGCAAUCUCGAAAAGAAGGAGAAAUUUACAAUAGAAGAAAAAACACGCUCAAUAAGCGGGCUCGAGUGAGAAGAAGCGUGCCGAACACCAGUGUUCAGCUGCGAAGGGCUUAAACUAGCAAAUCGCUCGUUUCUCAACUCAUUGGAAACAAAAUAACAACCACGAAAAGACUGACAAUAAAAGACAAACAUUCCCGCGGGCUUCAACCCACAACUGACGCCAGACCGAACAAAGAUUCAGUACAUCAGCACUGCGUCUACUCGGACGUCCAACAUUUUUUCUUUUUUUUUAAGAUUCUUUCUUGUCUUUGUGAAAACUCAGGAAACAAUGAAGACCUAACUCAUGUGUUAGCCGCUGAGCUGAGCUGGCCCAGCGCGAGAGAGUGCGUGUGAGUGUGUGUGCAGGAAACUUUCUAAAUUUGCUUAAAAAGCCUGGAAAAAGAAGCUUAAACAGAGUUAAAGAAGAAGCUUAGGCUCUCUUCUCGUUUUUUUUGCAUGGAGGUAAGGGGCGAGGAGAGGGGAUCGGACGGCAGUAGAGGCCCCGACUCGACCCACUUUCCCCAUUACUCCAAACCCGCUCGAGUGCGGGUCACGGAUUCUGACGUGAUGAUCUACCCGAGCGCCGGAGAGGAUCUGGCAGGGAGAGCUGCUUCUGCUGGCUGCGACUCCCCCUCUUCAGACGGCCCAAGCAGCCGGAUGUCCCCUACCGACGGGCCCGCGGUCUUCCCACCUUUACCACCGCCGCCGCCGCCGACGAAUAUAUUCGGGCCGCACGGGAGUGUGGAUGAAAGUGAUCAACAGGAUGGACCGGAAUAUGAGGAAGAGGAGGUUGUGUUCCCUCUGUCCGCGCCGCCCACCAACCAAUGGUACCAUGGAAAGUUGGACCGAACCAUUGCAGAAGAGAGGUUGCGUCAGGCUCGGACACCAGGGAGCUACCUCAUUCGGGAAAGCGACCGCCGGCCUGGCUCCUUUGUGCUGUCCUUCCUCAGUAUGACCAACGUGGUCAAUCACUUCAGGAUCAUUGCGAUGUGUGGGGAUUACUACAUCGGUGGACGGCGCUUUUCAUCCCUGUCAGACCUCAUUGGUUACUACAGCUAUGUGUCUUGCCUGCUGAAAGGUGAAAAACUGUUGUCCCCGGUGGCUCCCCCAGAGCCAGUGGAGGACAGGAGACGUGUGAGGGCCAUACUUCCAUACACCAAAGUGCCAGAUACUGAUGAGAUCAGUUUUCUCAAAGGAGACAUGUUUAUCGUUCACAAUGAACUGGAGGAUGGUUGGAUGUGGGUUACAAAUGUCCGGACAGAGGAGCAGGGCCUUAUAGUGGAUGAUCUUGUGGAGGAGGUGGGACGAGAAGAAGAUCCCCAUGAGGGGAAAAUCUGGUACCAUGGGAAGAUCAACAAACAAGAGGCGUACAACCUGCUAAUGACAGUUGGCCAGGUAUGCAGCUUUCUGGUCAGGCCAUCAGACAACACGCCAGGGGAUUACUCACUAUUUUUCCGCACCAAUGAGAACAUCCAAAGGUUUAAGAUCAGCCCGACUCCCAACAACCAGUAUAUGAUGGGAGGACGGUACUAUAACAGUGUUGAUGAAAUUAUCGAACAUUACCGAAAAGAGCAGAUUGUGGAAGGCUACACGCUGAAAGAUCCUGUCUCGGUCCAGCAACAGGAACAAGUCCUCUCCGACCUGGUUGACGGCAAAGAAAUCUAUAACACUAUUCGACGGAAAACAAAAGAUGCUUUCUAUAAAAACAUUGUGAAGAAAGGGUAUCUUCUCUUCAACAAAGGUAAGGGGAAACGCUGGAAGAACUUGUACUUCAUUCUGGAGGGGAACGACGCUCAGCUCAUUUAUUUUGAGAGUGAGAAAAGAGCCACCAAGCCCAAAGGAUUAAUUGACUUGAGUGUGUGUUCUGUGUAUGGUGUUCAUGACAGUUUGUUUGGCAGGCCAAACUGUUUCCAGAUUGUGGUUCAGCACUUUAGUGAAGAGCAGUACAUUUUCUACUUUGCCGGGGAAACACCUGAGCAGGCCCAGGAUUGGAUGAAAUGCUUGCAGACAUUCUGCAAUAACCUUAGGAAACCCAUACAGACAACAUCCAACAAGCGUUUGCGUCAGGUGAGCAGUUUAGUCCUGUAUGUCGAGGAGGCCCACAAACUUCCCAUCAAGCACUUCACCAACCCAUACUGCAACAUAUCACUGAACAGCGUGCAGGUGGCCAAAACUCACCCUAGAGAGGGACAGAACCCAGUGUUUACUGAGGAGUUCAUAUUUGAUGAUCUGUCAAGCGACAUCAACAGAUUUGAAAUCAGCUUAAGUAACAAGACCAAAAAGAGCAAAGAAAGUGAUAUCUUGUUCAUGCGCUGCCAGCUGAGCAAGCUGCAGAAGGGCCAGAUGAUAGAUGAGUGGUUUCCUCUGAGCUCCUAUGUGCCUCUGAAGGGAACUGAGCCAGGCUCACUUCGUGUGAGAGCACGCUACUCCAUGGAGAAGAUCAUGCCGGAAGAAGAGUACAGCGAAUUCAAAGAGCUCAUCCUGCAGAAAGACUUUCAUGUGAUCUAUGGUUUGGCUCAUGUGUGCGGACAGGACCGUACCCUGCUGGCCAGCAUCUUACUCCGGAUAUUCAGGCAUGAGCAAGCUGAAGCUCCGUUACUGAGGACGCUUAACGACAGAGAAAUUAAUAUGGAGGAUGAAGCGACGACGCUGUUUCGUGCCACUACUCUUGCCAGUACUUUGAUGGAGCAAUACAUGAAGGCCACAGCAACACCUUUCGUCCAUCAUGCCCUCAAGGAGAGCAUACUGAAGAUCAUGGAGAGCAAGCAGUCCUGUGAGCUGAAUCCAUCUAAACUGGAAAAGAAUGAGGAUGUUAAUAUGAAUCUAGCUCACUUGCUCAUUAUCCUGUCUGAGCUGGUGGAAAAGAUCUUUAUGGCUGCUGAGAUUUUGCCUCCGACCCUGAGGUACAUUUACGGCUGUCUGCAGCGGUCUGUGCAGCAGAAAUGGCCCAACACUACAAUGAAGACCCGGGUUGUUAGUGGUUUUGUCUUCCUGAGGCUCAUCUGUCCUGCCAUUCUUAACCCCAGGAUGUUCAACAUCAUCGCUGACCCUCCAUCUACCACAGCAGGUCGAACACUCACCCUGGUGGCCAAGUCUGUGCAGAACUUGGCUAACCUGGUGGAGUUUGGUGCUAAGGAGCCCUACAUGGAAGGAGUGAAUCCUUUCAUCAAGAACAACAAACAAAGGAUGAUCAUGUUUCUGGAUGAGCUGGGGAAUGUUCCUGAUCUUCCAGAAUCGACUGAGCACUUUAGGACUGAUUUGUCCCGUGACCUUGCUGCCCUGCAUGAGAUCUGUGCUACUCAUUCUGAUGAACUCCGCACCCUCAGCAAUGAAAGGGGAGCCCAGCAGCAUGUACUGAAAAAACUGCUGGCCAUCACUGAGCUCCUCCAGCAGAAACAGGUGCACUAUGCCAUGUCCAACACCAACAGGUAGUUCCACCUCCGUCUGUCUGUUAGUUUGUCUCCGUCUCCAUCGAGUAGCCAAUGGGACCCCAGCAUGCUCCACCCUCAUCACCAUGCCAACUCCUGCCCCUCCCCAUAUUUUCCAUCACCACAUUUCCUCUGUCUCAUUGCCUGUGCCACGAGAACUAUGCAAACUACAGCUGCAAAACAAAACGGCUGGACUCUGAAGUCUGACACCAAUGACUUUUAUAAUCCUGCACCCAAAUUGUUCGGUUUGACUGUUCUCAGUAUCUUGGGUACAUAUCAGUCUAACAAACAGGUCGAACGAACGACCCGGAAAGUUUGCAGAAAGGUGUUUUUAAAUACAGGUUGCCAAAGUGUAUCUCUUUGUCUGCUUGAUCUGAAACUGAUCUGAACUGACACAGCUGUAGCAGUCCUUCUCUAUAACUGGAUAAUGAGCUAUAAUGCUUUUUAUAGUGUAAUUUGUUACUGAUUUUCAUGGCCAUGAAUAUGCAAAAAAUGUGUUUUUCCCUCGUUCCGUUCAGUUUGAAUUGUGCUGUAGACUGGAUUUGUUUUUCUUUUCAUUUUACCAUCCUCAGAGAGUAUGAUUAUUUUAUCAGAACAAAUUCUCUUGCUGGAAUCAUGAGUAUAUAAUUUGAGGUAACCUGAUUUUGUUUUCCAUAUUGUACAAUAUAGUUCAUUAAUAGAGUCUUCCCUGAGAGAAAUUUAAAGCCAGGAGAAGUGAGAAGUGAAAUAUUCUCAGGAGAAACGUUUAAGGCAAAAAAAUGUUUACAGCAUUACAUUUACUAUAGUCCAGACUGUAUCAGGAAUGCAUGCACUUAUUAAACACGUUUUAUAAAGUAUUGACUGGCUUCUGUCUCAGAUCAGCCUGUGAAAAACUGCUUCUGAAUAUAAUACGACAACUGUUGUGCUGCCUCUAACUGUAUUGUAUUGUCAAGAUAUCAGUUCUGGAAUAAAAGAUCGUUUUUGUUGCAUAAUAUUGACAAAGUAACUAAUAAUCCCAGUGCAACAAUUGUGGGGUAGCUGGUAAGCAAAAUGUUGAUUCAAAACCUAUAGGAGGUAAUCCAUAUACUGUAUACCCAAGCCCUUUAGAGAGGAGUCUGCUCCAGAGGUGUAAAGUACUUGAGGAAUUUUACUUGAUUACUGUACUUUUUGGGGGUAUAAAAAAUAAGUAUUAUUUUUGGAGAUUUUUACUUGAGUACAAUUAAAAAUCAAUACUUUUACUUAAUAUAUUUUUUUUACUCCUUACAAUUUUAUUUACAGUCAAAAAGUACUUCUUUUAUAGAGAUCAUUUUAUUUCCCCUUGCUCUUACCAAACCAACUGAAUUGCGCUGAUGGCCAGUUUAAUUUAAAUGUUGUUUAUUCUGGAGCCUUUGGACCACACUAAGGAAUCCGUUCAACCAACAGUUCAUCUGAUGAUGAAGAUUUUUUUUUGCUUCUUUAAAACCGACAACACAUGAAGUGUGUUUCUGUGUGACAAGUUCCCUGUUAUUUGCAGCCUCUCUAUCAAGAUCAAGACAUUGUUAACACUGCCAGUCCAAAUCUGAUUUUGCUGCAUAUCCAAUUUGACAGAUUCGCUGUCCAUAUUGUGUAUCACAACUGUUCAGAUCUGAUCUGUGCGUCAUAAAGUGUUCUGCCGUUUUGGAUUAUCUGUGUUUACGUUUUAGGUCACGCGAGAGCAUGACGUAACCAAAAAGUUACACAAAUGCAAUCAGGGCGUUCAGACUGAAAUGAAUUUCUGGAAAUAUAUGGAUGUAGCCUGAAACGAAUGAAAAAAAAAAACUGAUUUCAUGUGUUUUUUGGCCGUUCACACGUUCUAAAUGUGAUUGGAUUCCUAUCGGAUAUGCACCAAAAUCGUAUUUGGACUGACAUUGUGAUCAAGGUCUGAUACACCCCUUAACAGAGCUUGAAUUUUGAAAAUCAGAUUCUGCUUAAGUUAAAUUCAUGGUUUUACAACUUUACAAGUAGCAUGUUGCAUACUGAAAUUAGGUAUUAGUCUUACAGUUUGACAAUGAAUACAAUUGAAUACAAACAAUUAGAUAAAACUGUUAUAUAAUAUGUGGUUCAUUCACUUCAUGUUUUUAGAGAUUAAAAGCUUAAACAAGAA
Molecule: messenger RNA, 5624 nt
Organism: Paramisgurnus dabryanus
Lineage: Eukaryota; Metazoa; Chordata; Actinopteri; Cypriniformes; Cobitidae
Source: RefSeq, a predicted model, not a curated record